AUGCCUCCAAAGCGUCAAAAAAUCGACUCUCCAAAUUCUUCAGCCCCCGGCACCUCAUACGGUGACUUAGCCUUCGGGACCGAGUGGAAAUCCAACCGAAUGAAGAAAGAACUCGAAUCCCUUCGGCUCAAAAUAUCUCUGACUGAAGCCGCUGCCAUACAGCAUCACAAGUUACGCAAGCAAACCGAAGACCUUUUUGUGCGGGAGAAGAAUAUCCUCGAGAUGCAGGUUCAGAGGGAUGCAGAGACGAUCAAACAACUCGAGAAGGACCUGGGGACAGCAAUGAGGAGGGCUCACGAGGCAUGCGUGCCUCAAUUGUCCGUAGAAUCCGAGAUGGCCAGACCGAGGGCCACAAUCCAACAGCGAAUUACAAAAUUAGCCACCAAGAACCUCAGGUUGGAAGAUGAUGCAACCCAGUCGACCUCUCCAAGAGCUUCAGACUUGACGAAGCUUCAAGAGGAGAACAGAGAGGCUUUGGAGAAGCUAGUAGCUGCAGAGAAAAAAAUCAGCGAGCUAGAAAAAACCAUAGACGAAAACUUGACAUCUCAGGCGGAAGUUGAACUUCAAAGUUUGAAACUCCAACAGGCGAAGAUUAUGAUUCACAGAUUAAGCUCAACGAACCGUACUUUGUCGGAGAGAGAGAAACUCUCGACAGCACAUAUCAAAGAGCUCGAGAAAGAAAUAGAAUCGUCGAAAGAUAAGCUCGCGAUGCUCUCAGAUGUUGUGAAGGAGAAAGUUGUGGCAAAUGAGGGUCUUGAGAAGCAGAUAUCGAUUUUGAAGGAGAAAUUGAAGAAUAGAGAGAGGCUUCAAGCCCAGCUGGCGAUUCUGCGUGAUAGGUGUGGAGAGUUGUCCUCGAAACUCCUUGAGUGUAAGAAGGAGGAGAAUGUGCCAGGGUCGGAAGCUUUGCAGUCUACUCCUCAGCAGGCAGCCUCAUCUGUGGCAGCUAUGCCCCUACCACUGAUCCAACUGCCAAAGUCGCAGGUCGAUGCUUGGCAGAAGGGGAGUGACAAGACAGGGGAAGACCUGAGAAGAUCGAGAGCGGCCAAAAGGAAAUCUGCCGAGAUGACGAGACGGAAUAUCGAGGACUUCGAUGAUGUGCAGUCGGUUGUCGACGGGAACAGGGGGAGGAAUGAGGACAAGGACUCGUCGUGGAACGUUCCAGAUGAUGAAGAGUCUUUUUCCGACAAUCAGUCAGACGAAGACGACUGUGACAGUCUGCCUGACGAGAAUGAGGAUGGAAAUUCUGAGGGCGAGCCGACCUCCAUCAAACAACCAGAUGAAAAUCUGCGUGUUCAGGUGGGACAAUAUUAUUCAGUCAUUGUCUCGAGCUCGCAGUUCUUCACCAUCAAGUGGCAGUUCGAGUACAAGCACAGGGAAGCCAACAGGUGGGUCUGCAAAAAAUGUGACGUAGUGGAAACUUCGAGGAACAAAAUUGAGGAUCACAUUUGGGUAGUCCAUUAUGACGGCCACUUCACGUGUCCUUUAUGCACCUAUCGACCGCGACUGCUCCAAAGGAGAGACAGUAUUAGGCAACACGUGAAGAAGGCACAUCCCGAAAAGUACCGUGCCCGAAAGCGCAAAGUAUAA
Molecule: messenger RNA, 1587 nt
Organism: Diachasma alloeum
Lineage: Eukaryota; Metazoa; Arthropoda; Insecta; Hymenoptera; Braconidae
Product: COP1-interactive protein 1-like
Exons: 1
Coding region: 1-1587 (528 amino acids)
Source: RefSeq, a predicted model, not a curated record